Molecule: messenger RNA, 348 nt
Organism: Vanrija pseudolonga
Lineage: Eukaryota; Fungi; Basidiomycota; Tremellomycetes; Trichosporonales; Trichosporonaceae
Exons: 4
Coding region: 1-348 (115 amino acids)
Source: RefSeq, a predicted model, not a curated record
AUGACCUCCCUAAAGCCAGCAGCAGUAGCAGCCGACUACCGGCACGCGUAUACCGCAACACGCAAGUCGCUCUCAAUGGAGGCCAGCACGCGCGCCGAAGCGGCCGCGAUUUACGCCGCGAGGGCUGAGAGGGACAAGAGGGACAAGUACGACGUCGAGCCUUGGCCGCCCAAACCAGAGGGGUGGUGGGUGCGCCGCGAGCGCCAGAGACGCAAGAGCCAGGCGGCGGCGGAGCGCGGGAUGGAUCGCGCGCACGACGACGCGCGGGCCAGCCGCGACGACGAGGCCCGCAGUGACGCCGCGCACGCCCUCGGCCUACUCUACCUCGUCGAGCGUGUCCACCGCUAG